UAUUUUACAGAAAGCUUCUAGCAGUUAUUGGUCAGACUGCAGUGCACCAUAUUGAUAAGAGGCAAGGGUAAAGCUUUGCAAAAGUAUUGCAAUUGCUACCACCCUAUAGAACUCCAGACGCACACACGAGCACCUUGAUAUUUAACUGAAGCAUACCCCAAGCAAACAUGGAUGUCUUUAAGAAAGGGUUUUCAAUGGCCAAAGAAGGUGUGGUUGCUGCGGCUGAAAAAACAAAACAGGGAGUAACUGAAGCUGCAGAGAAAACCAAAGAAGGGGUCAUGUAUGUUGGUGCCAAAACCAAAGAAGGUGUGGUGCACAGCGUGAGCACAGUUGCUGAAAAAACCAAAGAACAGGCCAACGUGGUGGGCGGAGCUGUGGUGUCCGGAGUGAACCAAGUAGCAAAUAAAACGGUAGAAGGAGCAGAGAACAUUGUAUCCACCACCGGAAUUGUAAAAAAGGAAGAACUUCAUCCAGUUCAACCCGAAGAAGGUGCUCCAGAAGAACCUGCAGAGGAAGCUACAGAAACCACUGAACAGGCUGGUGAAGAAGCAAUGUAAACAUGUCUUGUAUGCUGCUCAAAAUCUUUGAAGAAACCUUAUAGCUAAGAUCAUCUAAGGGAAAUGCCAUUGGAUAAACUAAGCUCAAAGCCUUCAUCUACUAUUUGCCUCUUAAAUCUAAUGUUCCUGAUGCCCAUGUAUCUGUUCACAUCUAAUUUAUGUCUGUAAAACUGUGUCCAUUUCUGUGACUUAAUUUAUACAUUAUUUAUUUAUUCAUGUUUUAUGUAUUUAUUUGUCAUUUCAUUCAUAAUCCAAUAAUUUAUUUCAGUCGUUUACCAUAUUUUUCAAAUUUUAUUGAUUCAUAUGUUGUCAAACUGAUUUUUCACUCAUAUUCUCGAAACCUUCCAAUAUUCCUCAUUAUCAUAACGUAACUAGAUCAAUGUUCACUGACUGAUUUUCUGUGAUGCUCACCUUUGUCUUGUUACAUUGUUUCGGUUUGUGUCAUCAGUUUACACAUUUACGGUCACAUUGGCACUUUAUCUACUUGAAAAUAGUUUUUUUUAUGACACAAAUAAAAUUGGGUUUGAGUUUA
Bombina bombina (fire-bellied toad) is the source of this 1089-nucleotide messenger RNA. It is a transcript of the gene SNCG, whose product is annotated as synuclein gamma. NCBI's taxonomy places the organism in Eukaryota, Metazoa, Chordata, Amphibia, Anura, Bombinatoridae. Gene Ontology annotation, cellular component: axon terminus; cytoplasm; neuronal cell body. The transcript is spliced from 5 exons. The coding region runs from base 168 to 557 and encodes 129 amino acids. Gene Ontology annotation, biological process: chemical synaptic transmission; synapse organization; synaptic vesicle endocytosis. The record is from RefSeq and is a predicted model, not a curated record. Gene Ontology annotation, molecular function: cuprous ion binding.